Eubalaena glacialis (North Atlantic right whale) is the source of this 3528-nucleotide messenger RNA. RefSeq names its product EMAP like 2 (gene EML2). Lineage: Eukaryota; Metazoa; Chordata; Mammalia; Artiodactyla; Balaenidae. Gene Ontology annotation, cellular component: mitotic spindle. The coding region runs from base 1 to 2550 and encodes 849 amino acids. The transcript has 22 exons. Gene Ontology annotation, biological process: microtubule cytoskeleton organization. Gene Ontology annotation, molecular function: microtubule binding. The record is from RefSeq and is a predicted model, not a curated record.
AUGCUGGAACGAAGGGCGUUGCUAUGGCAACGGGAGGCAGGGCCUGGGGGGGGAGCCCAGGCUCGAGCUGGGGCCGGGGGGGCUGGCGGUGGCUGUGGCGGGGCGAUGGCGGAGCGCGGCCCGGCCUUCUGCGGCCUCUACGACACGUCCUCCCUGCUUCAAUACUGCAACGAUGACAAUUUGUCGGGCACGAGCGGGAUGGAGGUGGACGACCGCGUGUCGGCGCUGGAGCAGCGGCUGCAGCUGCAGGAAGACGAGCUGGCGGUCCUAAAGGCCGCGCUGGCUGACGCGCUGCGUCGCCUGCGGGCAUGCGAGGAGCAAGGCGCUGCUCUGCGCGCGCGGGGCACCCCCAAGGGCCGGGCGCCUCCGCGCCUAGGCACCACAGCCUCGGUGUGUCAGCUCUUGAAAGGCCUUCCCACCAGGACGCCCCUCAAUGGCUCGGGACCCCCGCGGCGCGUGGGCGGCUAUGCCACGUCCCCAUCCUCCCCCAAAAAGGAGGCGACCUCCGGGCGCAGUGCCCGCCGCUACUUGUCACCAGAGCGCCUCGCCUCAGUGCGCCGCGAGGACCCCCGCAGCCGCACCACAUCCUCUAGCAGCAAUUGUAGCGCCAAAAAGGAAGGCAAAACCAAAGAAGUUAUCUUCAGCAUGGAGGAGGGCUCCGUGAAAAUGUUCCUGAGGGGCCGCCCCGUGCCCAUGCUGAUGCCUGACGAGCUGGCACCCAGCUACAGCCUGGAUACACGCUCCGAGCUGCCUUCCCGCCGUCUCAAGCUGGACUGGGUCUAUGGCUACCGCGGCCGAGACUGCCGGGCCAACCUUUACCUGCUGCCCACAGGGGAGAUAGUGUACUUUGUGGCCUCUGUGGCCGUGCUAUACAAUGUGGAGGAGCAGAGGCAGCGGCACUACCUGGGACACAAUGAUGACAUCAAGUGCCUGGCUGUCCACCCUGAUAUGGUCACCAUCGCCACUGGACAGGUGGCAGGCACCACUAAGGAGGGGAAGCCACUGCCGCCCCACGUGCGCGUCUGGGACUCUGUUUCCCUCUCCACCUUACACGUGCUGGGCCUGGGGGUGUUUGACAGAGCUGUGUGCUGUGUGGGCUUUUCCAAAUCUAAUGGGGGCAACCUCCUCUGUGCGGUAGAUGAGUCCAACGAUCACAUGCUUUCUGUGUGGGACUGGGCCAAGGAGACCAAGGUGGUAGAUGGCAAGUGCUCCAAUGACGCCGUGCUGGUGGCCACCUUCCACCCCACAGACCCCACCGUGCUCAUCACCUGCGGGAAAUCCCACAUCUACUUCUGGAACCUAGAAGGGGGCGGCCUGAGCAAGCGGCAGGGCCUCUUUGAGAAACACGAGAAACCGAAGUACGUGCUGUGUGUGACCUUUUUGGAGGGUGGCGAUGUGGUCACCGGGGACUCUGGGGGGAACCUCUAUGUCUGGGGCAAAGGUGGGAACCGUAUCACACAGGCCGUGCUGGGUGCCCACGAUGGCGGCGUGUUUGGGCUCUGCGCCCUGCGGGACGGGACGCUGGUGUCAGGAGGGGGCCGCGAUCGGCGGGUGAUCCUCUGGGGUCCCGACUACAGCAAGCUGCAGGAGGCGGAGGUCCCCGAGGACUUCGGCCCCGUGCGCACCGUGGCGGAGGGCCGGGGCGACAUGCUGUACGUGGGGACCACCCGCAACUCCAUCCUGCAGGGCUCUGUCCACACUGGCUUCUCGCUGCUCAUCCAGGGCCACGUGGAAGAGCUGUGGGGCCUGGCCACACACCCCAGCCGGGGACAAUUUGUGACAUGUGGUCAGGAUAAGUUGGUGCAUCUGUGGAGCGUGGAGUCCCACCAGCCCCUGUGGAGUAGGAUCAUUGAGGACCCUGCCCACUCUGCUGGCUUCCACCCCAGUGGCUCUGUCCUGGCCAUUGGCACGGUGACUGGCAGAUGGCUGCUGCUGGACACAGAGACCCAUGACCUGGUGGCCAUCCAUACAGAUGGGAAUGAACAGAUCUCAGUGGUCAGCUUCUCUCCAGACGGGGCGUACCUGGCCGUGGGCUCCCACGACAACUUGGUGUACCUGUACACGGUGGACCAGGGCGGCCGCAAGGUCAGCCGCCUGGGCAAGUGCUCGGGCCAUUCCAGUUUUAUCACCCACCUGGAUUGGGCCCAGGACAGCAGCUGCUUCGUCACCAACUCUGGGGACUACGAGAUUCUGUACUGGGACCCAGCUACCUGUAAGCAGAUCACUACUGCAGAUGCUGUGAGGAACGUGGAAUGGGCCACGGCUACUUGUGUCCUGGGUUUUGGCGUGUUUGGGAUCUGGUCUGAGGGAGCAGAUGGUACUGACAUCAAUGCCGUGGCCCGUUCCCAUGAUGGGAAGUUGCUGGCUUCAGCUGAUGACUUUGGCAAAGUCCACCUGUUUAGCUACCCCUGCUGUCAGCCUCGAGCUCUCAGCCACAAAUACGGCGGACACAGCAGCCAUGUGACAAAUGUGGCCUUCUUGUGGGAUGACAGUGUGGCCCUGACCACAGGGGGCAAGGACACCAGCGUGCUGCAGUGGCGGGUGGUCUGACCUGGUGGGUGGGGGGGUUCCCAGGAACACGGGGCUCAGGUAGAGUCAGGUGGCAGGGUUGGAAUUCUAUUUUCGGGAGAUGUCUAUUGCCGAGUAGAGUAAUAUAUACCCAGAGUAUGUCUAUAGCAAAGGGGGUUAUGGGGGUGGGAGGGUGGACUGACAGACAGAAGUCUCUAUUUAUUGGGGUGGGAAAAGGGGUCACAUUGCUUUGGGGGAGCCAUUAGGGUGUUUGGUUUGGGGUGUUUUUUAAGUUUAUUAUUUUAUAUCAUCCGGAAAUAAAAACACGUGCACUGAGGUGGAGUGUCAGGGUCUGUGUAUAUGGUGUGUCCAUAGAUUGAGUGUGUCUAUAAGUGUAUGUGUACGAGGUGUGUGUGUGUGCAUAUUUUACAGCGUUUGUGAUGAGACACCAUUAUCAGGUCUUUAUUCGUCUUUAAGCUUGACAGAAACCAAGCUUGCUCUAACUUAGGCCAGAGGAGGACUCAAUUGAUCGACAUUGCCAAACAAGGAAGGGCAGUUGUCCCCUCUGGCCUUCAGGGCCAUCAAACCAAGGAUUUGAGGGCAACCAAGGUACUCCAUACCUUCUCUCACCUUCUGCAAGUCAGCAUGUUUCUCUGGGACCAGCAUUCUCCACACCACGGAAGGAUGGCACCCAGCAGCUUGAGCCCCAAGUCCAAAAAUCCCAGGGAAGGGCUAUGAUUGGCCCAUCUGCAGAUCUAUCAACGUGGCCUGUUGUUUGGCCUGCUGUGAUUGGUUCCACUUGGGUGAAGGCCAACCCUGGACCAAUGAUUGUGGCCAGGAAGAUGGAAUCCUGUAAAAACACGGAAGCCUCCACUUGAACCACGAGGUUGAAAAAGGGCGAGGAAAGUUUUCAGAGAAGUGGACUGAUGACCCAGCUAGAUUCAGGGGGCUCAGAUGUGAUUGGGGUUUUCCUUUUGGGGAUUUCUCAGUGUAGUAUCUGUAACUUUGAGCAAAUUUUUA